Molecule: messenger RNA, 5911 nt
Organism: Periophthalmus magnuspinnatus
Lineage: Eukaryota; Metazoa; Chordata; Actinopteri; Gobiiformes; Gobiidae
Gene: ecpas
Product: Ecm29 proteasome adaptor and scaffold
Exons: 49
Coding region: 42-5546 (1834 amino acids)
Biological process (GO): proteasome assembly
Cellular component (GO): cytoplasm; nucleus
Molecular function (GO): molecular adaptor activity
Source: RefSeq, a predicted model, not a curated record
GUCAGAUCCUCUAGGGGUCGCUCAGGACCAUUUGAGUAAACAUGGCUGCCCAGGAUGAACUCAAUCAACUGGAGCGCGUGUUUCUUCGCCUGGGACACGCAGAGACAGAUGAGCAGCUUCAGGAUAUUAUCUCUAAGUUCCUCCCUCCUGUUCUGCUUAAACUCUCCAGUGUUCAAGAGGGAGUUCGAAAGAAAGUAAUGGAGCUAUUGGUGCACUUAAAUAAGAGAAUUAAAAGCCGACGUAAAGUACAACUCCCCGUGGAAACUCUGCUGGUCCAGUAUCAAGAUCCUGCAGCUGCUUCCUUUGUCACUAAUUUUACCAUUAUUUAUAUAAAAAUGGGAUAUCCUCGCUUGGAAGUAGAUAAACAGUGUGAAAUGGCACCUACUCUGUUCACUGCCAUGGAAGGAAAACCACAACCACAGCAGGACAGCCUUAUGCACCUCCUGAUCCCUACUCUUUACCACAUGAAGUAUGCUGCUGACACGACCAAAAGUGGGUCUCCUUUUAACCUGACAGAAAGGCCAAAGACCGUACAGCUGCUGCUGGAGUUCAUGUUGGACGUUUUACUAAUGCCUUAUGGGUUUGUGCUGAAUGAAUCUCCAACUCGUCCAUCUCCGUCUGCAUCCCAAGGCGGGUCAGAAGAUGGAACAGUGGCCAGUACAGGCCAGGGUCUUCCACAACCGCCUCCAGGAAUGAGUGUGUAUGCAGCCAAGAGAGUCAUUGGAGAAUCCCAGUGGAGCGCAGAGCAACUAGAACAGUGUAAACUAGGUAUAGUGAAAUUUAUUGAAGCAAAGCAAGUUCCAGAAGUGGAGACUGUUGUGCAUUUGGUGAUAGCAUCUAGUGAUACAAGACACAGUGUUGCGACAGCCGCAGACUUGGAGCUGAAAAGCAAGCAAAGCUUAAUUGAUUGGAACAAUCCUCUAAUAAUCAAUAAGAUGUACAAGGUGUAUUUGGGUGAUGUUCCACUUAAAACAAAGGGUGGGGCUUUAAAGCAAGAACUAAAACAUGAACCUGUGAGCACCAGAGUGAAACUGAAGAUCCUGCCUCAUUUUCUCCGAUCACGAUUUGCCGCUGAGUGCUUUCCUGCCAAUAUCCAGGUAGUUUAUGAUGGUCUCUUUGGAGCUAACACCAACAACAAACUGAUGUCUCUCACGCUUCAGUUUGUCCACCACAUCUGCAUGGUGUGCCCUGACACAAAUAAACCAUUGGGACUAAUGCUGCUUAAUGGUCUGACCAAACUCAUCAAUGAAUACAAGGAGGAUCCCAAAUUAUUAUGUGUCGCAUACUCAGCUGUUGGGAAACUUUCAAGCCGAAUGCCGCAGCUUUUCGCAAAGGACAUCGCUCUUGUUCAACAGUUCUUUGAGUCAAUGUGUAAGGAAGAACCGGAUGUGCGUCUAGCCAUUCAGGAGGCUUUAUCUAUGAUGGUUGGUGCCUUUGUGAACUUGCAGGGAGCACAGUUAAAACUGAUGGAAGCUCUAGUUGCUGCUUACAUUGUAAAGCCUGAAGUGCAAGUUCGCCAGGUAGCCAUGAAGUUUGCCAGCACUGUGUUUGCAGCGGAUCAUGUGCCAUCAAGAUACCUUCUACUGCUUGCUGCUGGUGACCCGAGGGAAGAGGUAUCCGGAGAGGCCCAAAGGGUUCUAAGGAAUAUUCCUGGUAAGCUCUCAGAAAAAGAAGGCCCAAAAUCGAUGCCCUCCUUUCCAGACAUGGUCGCAUACGUCCAGGAAAAGGCUGCUCAGAGGAUUAAAACUCCAGCUAAGUACAGUGUUGGGACAUCAACUCUCCCCUUUAAUCCAUCAGCGUUUGCAGAGAUCAUUUUGUACUUGAGGAUGUGUCUGGCUCACAGUGCAGGCGUCACACCGGCUUCUGCUCGUCUGGCAGAAAUGCAGGAUGAUGCCCCGGCCAUUGGCUGCUAUGUACAAACUCUACUGUCCUCUGAGGCUCAGCCCAUCAAGGACACUGAGGUUAAUCCAGUGCACAUUUAUAUAGAUUUGCUACAACAGUUGCUGAGUGCUGUUGGAGGUAUUCCUGUCAUGUAUUGUCUACUGGAAGUUGUGUCUGUCUGCCCAGAGAAGUUGGCCCCUAGAUUUGUUGAUAAAAUUGACUGGAUAAAAAGCUUGAUGAACACUAACAAAGAGGACAUGAGGGAGCUUGCGGCACAGCUCUAUGCUGUUGUGGUUUCCACCAUGACUGGUAAUGAACUACAGGCUGCUGUACAUAAUCUUGUCAAGAUUACCAAAGAUAACCAUAGUCCUGAGACUCAGCAUGGGGCAAUUCUAGCUCUUGGUUUUAUGGUUGGACGCUAUAUGAGCAAAAAGAAAUCUGGGCAGCAGCUAAGCAUUACUCUCCAAGACAAUGAUGACCUUGUGUCAUUGGCUACUAAGACAAUUGGUUCCUUUCUGGACAACACUAGCCCACUGUUGACAGUAGCUGCCUGCACAGCUCUGGGCGAAGUCGGACGUAAUGGAGCCCUUCUAAUUCCUGCUGAAGGGGAAGGCUUCACUAAACUCUCUGCAGUGGAAAACCUUUUGUCACGCAUUCCUUCUGGCAAAGAGAGCUCCAAAAUGAAAGAGCGUUCAAUCCUGACUUUGGGAUACCUGCCAGUGGGAGACGGUGACUUUCCUCAUCAGAAGAAACUGCUGCAGGGUCUGAUGGACUCUGUAGAGGCCAAACAGGUCGAGCUGCAGUUCAUUGUCGGAGAGGCGAUUACGAGUGCUGCCAUAGGUACGAGCUCAGGAGCAGCCAGAGACCCAUGGACCUGCACUGAAGAACAAUACAGCCCACCCUGCCAUGUGAAAAACAAUGACGUGGUUCCCUGGGUCCUUAAUUCCAUUCUGGCCAAAUACAUCCCCAGUCAAAACCCCCAUGUCCGACAAGCAGCCUGUAUCUGGCUUCUCUCUCUGGUGAAGAAACUGAGCCAACAUAAAGAAAUAAAGUCACAUUUGAAAGAGAUUCAAAAUGCAUUCAUCUCUGUCCUGUCAGACCCUGAUGAGUUGAGUCAGGACGUUGCAUCUAAAGGUCUGGGUUUAGUCUACGAGAUGGGAGAAGAGAAAGACCAACAGGAACUGGUGUCGACUCUUGUGGAAACUCUCAUGACCGGAAAGAGAGUGAAACACGCUGUAAGUGAAGACACGGAGGUUUUCCAAGGAGAGAAUCUGGGUAAAACACCUGAUGGUCACGGUUUGUCCACAUACAAGGAACUCUGCUCUUUAGCCAGCGACCUAAAUCAACCGGACCUUGUCUACAAGUUCAUGAAUCUGGCGAACCAUCAUGCCAUGUGGAACUCUCGCAAGGGAGCAGCCUUUGGGUUCCACAUGAUUGCAGCUAAAGCAGGAGAACAAUUGGCCCCUUUCCUUCCACAGCUCGUGCCCCGUCUCUAUCGCUACCAAUUUGACCCAAACCUCAGCAUUCGCCAGGCCAUGACCAGCAUUUGGGACGCCUUAGUCACUGAUAAAACUCUGGUGGAUAAAUACCUUAAGGAGAUUCUGCAGGAUGUUCUGUCCAAUUUGACCAGUCCCACUUGGAGAAUAAGAGAGUCCAGCUGUUUAGCCCUCAAUGAUCUGAUUCGGGGUCGACAGGCAGAUGACCUCACUGACCACCUGGCAGAAAUGUGGGAGACACUGUUCCGAGUCCUUGACGAUAUUAAGGAAUCUGUGCGCAAAGCAGCUGAUCUUACUCUGAAGACGCUUAGUAAGGUGUGUAUUCGUAUGUGUGAGUCAACUGGCUCUGGAGCUCAGAAGACUGUAUCUGUGCUGUUGCCUACUCUGCUGGAGAAAGGCAUUGUUAGCAGCGUGUCAGAAGUGCGCUCUCUCAGUAUUCAGACCCUGGUGAAGAUUAGUAAAACGGCUGGUGCCAGGUUAAAGCCUCAUGCUUCAAGACUCAUCCCCGCUCUUCUCGAGGCUCUGAGCACACUCGAGCCACAGGUCCUCAACUAUCUCAGCCUGAGAGCCACUGAACAGGAAAAGAGUGCCAUGGAUGCAGCAAGACUCAGCGCUGCCAAAUCGUCCCCAAUGAUGGAGACUGUUAAUAUGUGUCUGCAGCACCUAGAUGUUUCAGUGCUGGGGGAGCUGGUCCCCAGACUCUGUGAGCUCCUGAAGAGUGGAGUGGGGUUGGGCACCAAGGGCGGCUGUGCAAGUGUCAUAGUUUCUUUAACUGUGCAAUGUCCCCAUGACCUCACCCCUUACUCAGGUAAAUUGAUGAGUGCCCUGUUAAAUGGCAUUCAUGACAGAAGCAGUGUUAUACAAAAGACCUUUGCCUUUGCUCUUGGACAUCUUGUCAGGACAGCGAAGGACAGCAGCGUAGAGAAACUGUUGCUGAAGCUACACUCCUGGUACUUGGAGAAAGAAGAGCCAGUUUAUAAGUCGUCCUGUGCGUUGACUUUACACUCAAUCAGCCACUACAGUCCAGAUGUGCUGAAAGGCCACGCAGGAGUGGCUUUGCCUUUGGCGUUUCUGGGGAUGCACCAGGCUCCAGGUCCUGAUGAAGAAAAAGGAGAGAGCCAUGAUGCCACACUAUGGGCUGAAGUUUGGCAGGAUAAUGUACCAGGGAGUUUUGGUGGCAUCAGACUGUAUAUGACAGAGCUUAUUGCUAUAACUCAAAAGGCGCUUCAAUCCCAGUCGUGGAAGAUGAAGGCUCAGGGUGCUGCUGCCAUGGCAACUGUUGCUAAGGAACAGACGGGCUCGCUGGUAGCCCCACACCUUGGUCUGGUGCUCACCGCUCUGUUACAGGGCCUGCCGGGACGAACCUGGGCUGGAAAGGAGGAACUGUUGAAAGCGAUUGGAUCAGUCGUGUCAAAAUGCAGCUCGGAGUUAAAGAAACCCUGCCCAGGCCAGCCCACCAUCGCUGAGGUCCUUGACGUUGUGUUGAAAGAAUGCCGUAAAGAGAGUCUUGUUUACAAAAUGGCUGCUCUGCGUUGUGCUGGCGAGGUGCUCCACAGCAGCGAAGAGGACUGCUUUGAUGUGAUGGCAGAGAUACUUCUGCCUCUCAUCAAGAAGAGUUGUCCAGAAAAUCGUACCACGUCAAAAUCAUCACAGGAUGACGAUGACGACACUGACCGAAAAGAGAGAGAGCUGAAGACUGAAGUCCUGCUGUGUGCUUUUGAAACUCUAGGCAAAGUUUGGCCCAAAAACCCACAGACUCAGGCUUCUUAUCAAGUGGAAGUUUGUAAUAUAAUGUGUGAAAACCUCAAGUUGAACACAUGGAAGGUCCAGCUGGCCAUUUUAAGCUGCAUGAAGGCCUUUUUCCAAGAGUUACUGCUGUUGGAGAAAAGUAAUGAAGAUGUGAAUGCCCUGACUCAAAUACUUACAGAAACAUGUGCCGCUCUUACAUAUCCUUUAGAAAACAGAAGUUACUCUUCAGUGAGGACAGAAGCGUUGUCAGUAGUGGAUCUGAUUGUAAAAAGAACUGGAGAAAGUGAAAAAUGGGAGUGUAUGUCUGUGAAAAGCAGAGAGCAGCUGCAGCGCUCCCUGUCCACGCUGCAGUCUGACAGUCGACCUGAUCUGAGAGACAAAGCUCAGGAGCUGCGCCGCCACAUCCAGAGCCAGCCAUGAGGGGGCGCAAUUACAACUGUCAUCCAGAUCCAUCAUGUGAUACAAUUAUCGAGAUCAGGAUACUUCAUGUUAUCUGCAUGUUGUCUUUUAGCAGAGUGCUUAUUGACCAUGCACAAUAUGAACUUAUAACUUCAACGUUAUUAAAAGCAGUGAAAAUAUAUAGAUAAAAUUGGUUUGAGGAAACAUAUCCAUUUUAACCUAAUGUUUUGACUACUGUGGACUAUUGUAAUCAUGUUUUGCAAAAGGAGUAAUGGUAAAAUGGAACUGAACCAGUCACUUAAGUGAGAACAGGGUCAUAAUUCAUUUGGGAAACUUAGCCUUUGUGACUGCAAACCCAGGAUUUAAAUAAAGCAUCUUUACAAUAU